Molecule: messenger RNA, 552 nt
Organism: Ilex paraguariensis (yerba mate)
Lineage: Eukaryota; Viridiplantae; Streptophyta; Magnoliopsida; Aquifoliales; Aquifoliaceae
Source: the annotation of a GenBank genome assembly
AUGGCCGAAGCAAGCUCUCCGCGGUUGGCUAUCCCUGUGGUAGUUAUAGGCCCACAGUUCUGCACUCCUUCUCCGGGGAAAACCAUGUUCUACCUCAAAGGCAAGCUCUUGAGCGUUCCUGACCGCCGUGUCUUGCUUUAUGCUAAAGGCAACCCUAUCGUCUCACUCCGGCAAAAGAUAUUGACAGCACACAGGAGGUGGCAAGUGUUCAGGGGAGAUAGCUCAGACUCCAAAGAUUUGCUAUUCAGUGCCAUGAAGUCUUCGCUCAUCCAGUUCAAAACCGAGUUAGAUGUUUUCUUAGCCACAAACAAAAAAGAACAUGUCUGUGAUUUCAAAGUGAAAGGCAACUGGUUGGAGAGAUCAUGCAUCAUAUCUACUGGAGUUCAACUAUCAUUGCUCAGGUACAAAUCAUGUGGGUUAUGCGCAAGCUUGAAGAGAGUUGUGCUGGGGAAAGACAAGUUUGCCGUGAAUGUGUAUCCGAAUAUCGACCAAGCCUUCAUAGUUGCUCUCGUGGUCAUUCUCAACGAAAUCAAUGAGGACAAGGAUGACUGA